GCCGCUCUCACUCUAUUACAAAAAUCUUUUAGAUCUCCAAAUCUUUCGAUCACUUCAAUAUCUCUCUUUCUCUCUAUAUCUCUCUCGAGCCUCGAUCCUCAUAUUCGAUCUCUUCACUGAAGCUUAAAAACACAAAUCGUAACCAUGAAGGAUAUCUCUAAAUCACCGGCGAGAAGAAACGACAGAUUCCACCGCUACUUGAAACCAGGAGCGCUUGCUCAGAUCCGUAACUCGAGAAUCAACGCUAGAUCUACUACUACCGCAUCUCUCGUGUCACGCUCCCUCUCGCAGCCGUUAGAUCCGAUUUCACCAUCUCACAACUCUGUUGCUGACAAAGCAGCGGCGGCGGCGGCGCGGAAUCUGACGAUAGAUCAGGUACCACAUCUUCUGAGAAAGAUCUACGGUCCUUAUAGUUAUCAGAGGAAGAAAUUAGCCGCUGCUAGAUCCGUCUCGUCGAUGAUGAUGAUGAAUAUUAAUCCUCCUAAUAUGAAUUCAGUUCUUGUUGUUGAACCCAGUAGUAGUGUGUUGAGUAGUGAUGUGAUUGCUCAUUGAUAUUUGAAACUAGUUGCUCUUCCAAAUCUGUAAUCUUAUGUUACAAUUGGGGUAUAAUGUUCAAUACUCAUAAUUAAGAUUAA
Molecule: messenger RNA, 635 nt
Organism: Camelina sativa (false flax)
Lineage: Eukaryota; Viridiplantae; Streptophyta; Magnoliopsida; Brassicales; Brassicaceae
Source: RefSeq, a predicted model, not a curated record